This is a messenger RNA of Chenopodium quinoa (quinoa), 3266 nucleotides long. RefSeq names its product probable L-type lectin-domain containing receptor kinase S.5. The transcript is spliced from 2 exons. Gene Ontology annotation, molecular function: carbohydrate binding; ATP binding; protein kinase activity. The record is from RefSeq and is a predicted model, not a curated record. NCBI's taxonomy places the organism in Eukaryota, Viridiplantae, Streptophyta, Magnoliopsida, Caryophyllales, Amaranthaceae. The coding region runs from base 680 to 2791 and encodes 703 amino acids. Gene Ontology annotation, cellular component: plasma membrane. Gene Ontology annotation, biological process: protein phosphorylation.
AAACCACGAAAGUUCAAUAGAAGAACCUGCACUUAAAAUAAUAAGUUAUAAAAUAUUUUCUAAGAACUCAAAAUAAUCUCAUUUCAAAUAUUUUGGUUCACGUAAAUUUGGUCAAUGAUGAUAAGAGGUAGCUUAGAGGCUUAGACCAAUUGUAAUUUGUAAGAGGAAUAAUAUAUUAUUUGAAAAACAAAGUCCAUUACGACUAUUGAUUAGUGAAUACAAUUUCCUCAACCCUGAAAUUUAUAUAACUUAUGUACCAAAUUUGUUAUUCACCCACCCAUAGUACCUCUUGGCCAAUUAUGUUUGAUAUAGUUGAUGUGUAAGAUGUAACACUUAAAGCCGAGUCUUGUUACUGAUAUCCGGGUAGUGGUCCUCGUUAUUAGUCGAAAAGAAAAGGAAAAGGAUAACAUAGAAAAGGAGAAGAAGAUGCUUCUUACACUGCUGGCUGCUGCAAAUCAACUUGCUGGAAAAUCAAACUCUUUAAACCCCUAAAAACAUAAUUUAAACACAAAUUCAUCACCCUUUUGUCCUCUUUAUCCCUCCAUUUGCAUUAAUCUAUUAUACCAUCACAUUCAAAUCACCCCAUUUCCCCUUAUUUUUACUAUAAACCCACCAUCUCAACCCUCUAAUCUCCCCCCUUUAGCAACUCCAUCCCUCCUCCUAAACCAACCCAACCGAAAUGUUUUCACCGGUUGCGCAACCUCCAACCACCAUCAUCACUUUCUCUGCCCUCGCCUUCCUCCUCCUCCUCCUCUUCUCUCCUGACUCUAGCGCCGCCAUCAUUUCCUCGCACACGUUCGGGUUUCCCUUUGACCACACCUACUACGACACCUUCCAAGUCCAAUCCCCAGCCACUAUCAGCAACGGUGCACUCCAAGUCACACCCGACUCCGCGGGUAACUUCACACUAACUAACCGUGCUGGCCGCAUUCUAUUCAAACAACCUUUCGUUUUAUGGGAGUCGCACGGGUAUAACCGUACCCGUGUCGCCUCAUUCAACACUUCCUUUCUCAUCAAUAUAUUUCGCAUCAACAAUACCGACGGCACCCCCGUCACUCCUGGCGAGGGUGUCGCCUUUAUCAUCGCACCUGACCUCGCUGUCCCUCCUGGUAGCUCCGACGAGUUCCUCGGGUUGACCAACUCCUCCUCCGACGGUAACCCCAACAACAAACUCCUCGCUGUCGAGUUCGAUACCGUUAUGAACGGGCCUUACGACCCGGAUGAUAACCAUAUCGGGGUCGAUAUCAACUCUAUUAGAUCUAACCACACGGUUUCUCUAUCUGAUUUUAAUAUCACUCUCGCGCCUAAUGGGACGGUAUUUCAUAAGGUCUGGAUGUUCUACGAUGGCGGUGAGAGUAAAUCUCUCACCGUCUAUAUGGUAGACCUCUACGACCAACAAGCGGAGGCGGUUAUGCCGGAUACACCGGUAAUGAAUGUGACCGGCAUCGAUCUGAGCAAGAUUGUUAGCCCGGUUUCGUAUUUCGGGUUUUCCGCGUCAACCGGAGACGUCAUCGCGGAGCUCCAUUGUGUUCUAAGCUGGAACAUAACAGUGGAAACAAUUAAAGAACCUGGUGCUGGAAAAGUUACAAUUGUUCUCGCAGUCGUUAUUCCUGUGGCGGUAAUAUUAUUAAUAAGUAUUGGAAUAGGAUGGUACUUUUGGAAUAAGAAAACCCGGGGAUCGAUGUCAGACCCGAACAUACUCGGAGCUUUGAAGAGUUUACCGGGUAUGCCGAGGGAGUAUGAUUUUAAGGAGCUUAAAAAGGCGACAAAUAAUUUCGACGAGAAAAAUAAAUUGGGACAAGGAGGUUAUGGUACGGUAUAUAAAGGGUUGUUACCGGUUGAAGCUUUUGAAGAAGUUGCGGUAAAAAAGUUUUCGAGGGAUGAGAUAAAAAGUAAGGAUGAUUUUUUGGCUGAACUUACGAUUAUUAAUAGGUUGCGUCACCGAAAUCUCGUCAAAUUACUAGGGUGGUGCCAUCAAAAUGGGACACUGCUACUAGUCUAUGAGUACAUGCCCAACGGCAGCCUAGACAAGCACAUAUUCUGUGGGGAGGACAAGGUGCCCUUAAGCUGGGAGCUCCGUUUCAAGGCCCUGAAGGGGGUAGCCUCCGCUCUUCACUACCUGCAUAAUGAGUUUGAUGAGAAGGUGAUUCACCGGGACUUGAAGGCAAGCAAUGUCAUGCUCGAUACCAACUUCAAUGCUCGUCUUGGUGAUUUUGGCUUAGCUCGUGCAUUAGACCAUGAAAAAACCUCAUAUGCCGAGCUGGAGGAGGGUGUGCACGGCACAAUGGGGUACAUUGCUCCUGAGUGCUUCCACACAGGCAGGGCUACUAGAGAGUCUGACAUUUUCGGCCUUGGAGCAGUCCUUCUUGAGGUGGCUUGUGGGCUUCGACCUUGGACAAAGAAGGGUGGCUAUCAAUGUACAGUUGACUGGGUGUGGUCAAUGCACAGAGAUGGAAACAUCUUAGGGGCAAUCGACGAGAGGCUAGGAAACGAGUAUGUGGCCGAGGAGGCAGAACGAGUUUUGCUCCUAGGUUUGGCCUGCUCUCACCCUACAGCAACAGAGAGGCCUAAGACACAAGCAAUCAAACAGAUACUGUCAGGGUCAGUUCCUAUGCCUCAUGUACCGCCUUUCAAGCCAUCUUUCGUAUGGCCAGCAAUGGGUCCUAUGAACGGCGCCACCUCAGAAAUGACAGCCGAGACCACCAUCGCAUCAUCACAGUAUGAUAACUCUCUUUGGACUCCCCGUUCUGAUGUCAGCCCACAUAGUGGUAGUGUAUACUCCAUGGCAUGAUAGGAACAAUAUAUCAUCAGAUAACAACAUAACAGCAGCAACAAUUAUGGCAUUCCUGCUGUAUUUUUUCCCUUUUUCUGGUAACUUUUCUGUCAUUUAUAUGAAAAGUUCUGCUUAAUUCAUAGUUCAGGGCAUAAGCAAUUAAGCACUUGAAUUUGUGUCCCAAUUUUUUUCCCACUUUAUUUGUACAUGGGGAAGAGGGUGGAUUGUCAAUGUAAAUUAUAAUUUGAUUAUUUCAUUAGUUGUGGUUGUACUCCUGUGCGUUGGUAAACCUGCAAUGUAUAAGCAGUUACUACCAUGCUGAUAAACCUGCAAUGUUUCCGAAGGAAGACAGUGAUUAUUUCAUAGUUCAGUGAGCUUGAUCAGUUUCGAUAUCUUCUUAGCUUCAGUACUUCUGUAUCUUCAUUUUAUGAUGUUCUUCUUAUUCAAGAGGAUAAACAUCAGUGCAAAUAAAUGACAGAUGAUAAGUAUUUGA